CAGCGGCUGUUUGUCGGCCCCGACGAUGAAGCUCCGCUACGCCUGCUCCGUUUGCGGUAAGACGUUCGAGUCGUACCAAGCACUCGGCGGGCACAAGUCGAGCCACCGCCGGCCCGUGGGCCCGGUCCAAGCCUGCAAACCCUCGUCGGGACUCACCGGGCCUGAUGAUUCGGGCCAGGUUGGGCCCCACCGGUGCUCCGUUUGCCGCCGGAGCUUUAUGACGGGGCAGGCGCUCGGCGGCCACAAGCGCUGCCACUACUGGGAGGGGGCGUCUACGUCGUCGUCCUCGGUGGCACCGUCGGGUUCGAGCAUGAGGGAUUUUGAUCUCAAUUUGCCGCCGCCGACGGCGGCAGAGAUUGGUGCAAGACGAUGGAUGAAUAAGGAGGACGAAGAGGAAGUGCAGAGCCCUCUUGCUGUUAAGAAGCCACGGUUGCCGAGUUCUGCUUGAGUUUCUUUUUUAUAAUAAAAAAACAGAGCUUUUUUACUUGAUUUUUUUUUUCUUUUAUUUGUUUAGAGAGAGUGAUGAUUCUUUUAUUUGUUUGGAAUUUUAAUUCUUGUACAUCAGGGUAUGAAAAAGAAGUACAAAAGUAAGGGCCCAUUUGACAACAUUUCCAGUGGUUCCUUCAUCUGGGUGUUUUCUUGUUCA
Molecule: messenger RNA, 646 nt
Organism: Ananas comosus (pineapple)
Lineage: Eukaryota; Viridiplantae; Streptophyta; Magnoliopsida; Poales; Bromeliaceae
Product: zinc finger protein ZAT10-like
Exons: 2
Coding region: 26-448 (140 amino acids)
Molecular function (GO): DNA-binding transcription factor activity
Source: RefSeq, a predicted model, not a curated record